GAGGAAAUAUAAAGAAUCAAACUGACAUUCAAUCAAUCGUAUGUCAAAUUAACAGCCAACAUCAAUUUGUAAGCAUGUGUUGUUUUACCACUCUCCUAAAUUCAUAAUGCCAAAAAAACCCCAAAAAAUUGUAAUUCCCAAAGGUACGAUAAAUCCCAAUGAGACUACCGUAAUUGAAAUACCCGGUAAUUUGAGGAAAAAAUCGGUAGUUAUAGCCAAAAAGGGAACUGAUAAUACUACAGUGAUAUCAGAAUCUUCAAGACGAAGAAAAACAGAUCAAAGGCCCACCAAACUUCACCGUGGCCAACAAACGACGACCACCACACAACAUUUAAGAACAGGACGCAAAAAAAAUUUAACUUUAAACGAGCCAUAUCUUGAUGCAAAAAUGUCGCAUACUCCAUGUUCACAACAUCCUCCACAACCACAACAGAGUUCUUCCUCGCAAGCUCAAACUGUAGGACACGCUUCGUAUGUAAGUUAUGCAGAAGAUGAGGAUAUUGAACAACUCCUAGAUGAUCUUGAAAGGUAUUACUGUUCCCAGAGACAGUUGCUUAUUAAAGCGAAAUUGAGUCGGUCAUCAAUCUGUGGUUGUCAAAGUCAACAUAGUCAUCAUAAAAGCAUGUGUGUACAGACCGACUCCCAAACGGAUUACAGCGAUUAUGAGACUUUUAAGUGUGGGAUAAGUAAUGCCCGAACAAGUGAGCCGAAGUUCAAAACAACGGGAGCGAAUAGAAGUCACCAUGAGAAGUUUGGAAUGUGUUGUUCCCAAGGAAGUAAUCGGCCUUCAGGAACUCAAGUAACCAGAAGUGCACCCCAAUCUCACUUGACAAUAGAACCUGAUUCAACAAACAGGACAUGCUGUUCCGGAAAAACAGGCUUUGCUGUUCAAAAACCGCAAAUUACUUCUUCUUGUAGUAGUAUAUGUAUGCCUCAAGUUGUAGAUAAAGAAAGUUCCGUAAAUAUACUAACUCAAUGCGAUCUGGAAUUGAUAAGAAGGCAAUUUGAAGAAGCUUCAAGAAAACUGCAAGAAGUUAUAAGUUCCCAGAACAGGUGUCAUAUAUCUCAAGAUUCUAAAAAACAACACGAUUGCAAAUAACUAAUGGAUUUGUUAAAGAAACAAACGAUUAAUGAUGUUCGAAAUUUUGUGAUCAAUAAAAAACAUAUUU
Psylliodes chrysocephalus is the source of this 1169-nucleotide messenger RNA. The record is from the annotation of a GenBank genome assembly. NCBI's taxonomy places the organism in Eukaryota, Metazoa, Arthropoda, Insecta, Coleoptera, Chrysomelidae.